Molecule: messenger RNA, 2919 nt
Organism: Aspergillus saccharolyticus JOP 1030-1
Lineage: Eukaryota; Fungi; Ascomycota; Eurotiomycetes; Eurotiales; Aspergillaceae
Product: glycoside hydrolase family 71 protein
Exons: 4
Coding region: 1-2919 (972 amino acids)
Biological process (GO): mating projection tip cell wall disassembly
Molecular function (GO): glucan endo-1,3-alpha-glucosidase activity
Source: RefSeq, a predicted model, not a curated record
AUGGUAACGUGCAUAGAUACCCGUUUCCUAACCUCCUUCAAAGAAAUCAUCCGACUGGGCUUUCUAACUAAAAUGCAGGUCUCCAAUACCGAAGGCUAUGGUGUGCCAGACUGGGAGUCAGAAAUGACCCUGGCCAUCGAGGCUCGGAUUGACGCCUUUGCCUUGAACAUCGCCGCAGAGCAGUCUGUCAAUACCGGAUCAGUGGCGAACGCCUUUCUGGCGGCCGAAAACGUGGGCUUCUCUCUCUUCUUUUCGUUUGAUUAUGCCGGCAACGGUGCGUGGGCCAAGGAGGACUUUAUUGAAUUGAUCAAUAGCUAUGGCUCGUCCACUGCCUACUACCACUACAAUUCUCAAAUCUUUGUUUUCACCUUCGAAGGGCCUGCCAAUGCGGCGGAUUGGGUCGAGAUCAAGGAGGAAACUGGGUGCUUCUUUGCUCCUGACUGGUCCUCCCUCGGAGCCAUGGAGGCAAUGGCCCAGGCGGACGGGGUAGCGGAUGCGCUGUUCAGCUGGGCCGCGUGGCCCAAUGGGCCGGCUAACAUGGACACCUACACGGAUGCAUCCUACCUCGACUAUCUUGAGGGCAAGCCAUACAUGAUGCCGGGUUCCCCGUGGUUCUUCACCAAUAUGCCGGGAUACGACAAGAACUGGCUCUGGCGGGGCGAUGACAUGUGGUUUGACCGGUGGACUCAGGCCCUGUUCGUGGACCCCGAGUUCAUUGAGAUCAUCUCCUGGAACGAUUUCGGAGAGUCACACUAUAUCGGUCCCAUCAAAUCGGCCGAUCAUUCGUUGGCGAAUCAGACUUACACCGCUUUUGACACUGGACUGGCCCCGUAUAACUAUGCCCUCGACAUGCCGCAUGAUGGCUGGCGCGCAUUUCUGCCCUAUGUGAUCGAGACGUAUAAGAGCAAUAUCUCCACUGUUACCCAGGAAGGCAUCACCGGCUGGUACCGGCUCAACGAGGCUGGAGCCUGUGCCUCCGACGGCGGGACGACCGGGAACACGGUCAGUAAGCUCCAGGUCGAGUAUUGGCCGUAUGAGAUUGUGCAGGAUAAGAUCUUCUAUUCUGCCCUAUUGGCCUCGGAAGCGGAGGUGUCGGUCUCGGUAGGCGCCGCCGAUCUGGGGGCCUCGUGGACCUCGACGCCCAGUGGCAAUGUGGGCAUCUACCAUGGCAGUGUAUCAUUUACCGGACACUCGGGCGCGGUGACCAUCACCAUCAGCCGCGGGGGCACCACGAUUGCCACACUGCAGGGGCAGUCAAUCUCCGCUGGCUGCGCGGCCACCUCCGGGGUGGAGAAUUGGAACGCCUGGGUCGGGAGCGCCAUGUCCACCGAUACGAUCAGCGUGACUCCGGCCUACUCGCUGGGCGAACAGACCUGUGUGGAAGGCUGGGGGGAUGGGAACUUCCUGGGUCUCUGCGAGCAGGCGUGCUCCUGGGAGUACUGUCCGAUCACCGCCUGCGUAUGUUCGAAGCUCGGACCGGCGCCCACGGUACCCGAGGACACGGGCGUUCAGGGCUACCCGAUUGCCGGGGAAGAUGCUAGUUACAGCGGAUUGUGUUUCUUCGAUUGCAACCACGGCUACUGUCCGAGCACGGCGUGCGGGACCGUGGAGGUGGCCCUCACUAUCCCCACGGUCUCGGACUUUGCCCCGCCGGCCUGCACCGCCGGUGAGGGCACUGGGGACUUUGUCAAUCUCUGCGGCUUUGGCUGUACCCACGGCUUCUGCCCGAUCCACGCUUGCAACCGCACCGCUACGGGUGACCUGGACUGCAAAUGCUACGACGAGUGUGAGGUGGGGGAUCCCUGGUCGGAGGACGAUCAACUCUCCUGCAUCGACGACGACCCACGGGCCUGGUGCGAAGUCACGUCGCCGUGCGACUUCAACCUCACCAUCUCGACCAUGGCCGAACUCAACGUCCAGUCGGCCAACAUGGCGGACGAAUGCAUCCCGUACUACAUGCUCGAUGUGCUCUACAAAAUGAUUGACGUGGUGGUCACCAACUACACGGAUAUCCUGGCCCACAACGACUACAACGAGACCCUGAAGUACUACAAGUGGUACGUUGAGAACAAUAUCACGACCUCCCUCGCCAGCGCAAUGAAAUGGGACCCUGCGGGCCCGGGCCUCGCCUACUUCGACUGCAUCAUCGAAGUCGAGGGCAAGAACGGGACGGCGGCGCAAUGCCCCAACAUCGCCGCCACGGACGGGCACCAGUCGUACAACAUCUACUUUGAGGUGCGCAACAUCACCCUGUUCGAGGCGUGGCUGCUGGCCGACUACGGCAUCCAACCGGACUGGGUGCGGUACGACGGCACGCACGACCGAUACAACAUCUGCGUGGGCCACCUGAACCCGGACUGUGUCGCGUGGACGGAGAACUUCUACGGGGUGCCCCGGAAGGCGGCGCAGGUGAACAUCACCGACCCGCGCACGGUCGUCGCGCAGGCCCUGCCCCACCUGGACGGGCUGCGGCAAAACAUCCUGGCCGCACAGCUGCAGACGCUUGUCGGCGCGUGGCCGGGCUUCAGUGACGAUAUCGCCGUCAGCUCCAUGCAGGAAGUCGUCACCAUCGGCAAGGAGGAGAAGGCCUGGGAGCACCGCGAGAUGAUCGAGGAAAUCCUGGGCGCUAUCUUCCUGGUCGUCCCUUUCCUAGGCGAGCUCGGCGCCGUCAGCGACACCCUGGCCGACGUCGCCGAGAUCGUCGCCGUCGUCGGCGACGCCGCCCUCAUCGGCGACAGCAUCUACGAGAUCGUCGAGGACCCCGACAACAGCGUCAUGACCAUUCUGAGCACCCUCUUGCUGACCAUGGCCGCCGCGAGGCGCGAUAUCUCGGACGAGACCAUCGAGGCCCUCGGGCCGGUCUUUCGCGAGAAGAACACCCAGGUGGAGAAUAUGGUCAAGGACUGUGUUGCGGCAUAA